Cydia splendana is the source of this 2486-nucleotide messenger RNA. Its product is annotated as zinc finger protein OZF-like. The coding region runs from base 154 to 1695 and encodes 513 amino acids. Gene Ontology annotation, molecular function: zinc ion binding; DNA-binding transcription factor activity, RNA polymerase II-specific; RNA polymerase II cis-regulatory region sequence-specific DNA binding. The record is from RefSeq and is a predicted model, not a curated record. NCBI's taxonomy places the organism in Eukaryota, Metazoa, Arthropoda, Insecta, Lepidoptera, Tortricidae. Gene Ontology annotation, cellular component: nucleus. The transcript is spliced from 4 exons. Gene Ontology annotation, biological process: regulation of DNA-templated transcription.
GAAUUCUUCACGCCAAAGUCCAAAAAACUAAAAACUGUCAGUCAGAAAUGUCACUUCUUUACUGUCAAAAAUUAAUUGGAAUUUUGGUUUAUCGUGAUUACCAUUAAUCGAAAUGAAUUGAAUUUAAUCGUGGAGUGGAAAUCGGAGAACAAAAUGGAGAUAACAGUGGAAAGCCUACCGCUGCUGGGGGUCUGCAACCUGUGUUUGAACGAGGGGGCUGUGAAAAGUAUGCUUGGUUGCAGUUCGGCCGAUGUUCCGUCUUACGCGGAUAUAUUGUUAAAAUGUUUCAGCAUAGACAUAAGCCUGAUGGAGCUGGGGGACACGAAGCAGCUGGUGUGCGACCCGUGCGCCACUCGGUUACUGGAGAGCAUGGCCUUCAAGGACCAGGCUUUGCACUCUCUCCGCAGUCUUGAAGACUCGGCCAAGAUGUUCAACGUGAAAAAAGAGAGCGUCGACUUUAUCGACGAUGCCGGCAGCCCUGCGGACUUCGACCUCGACCCCGACGAUGAUGAUGAUGACGACAAAGCAUUAUCAGUCAUUGUCAAAAAGGAGCCCACUACAGAAGUGUUCAAGCCGCGCAAAACCAGAAAAAAAUUCAUCACCAUCACCGUGAAGAAGCCCAAAGACUUCAAAGACAUCACCGAUACUGAAACCAUGCUCUCACAAGGACUGUUCCCGUUUAAAAUACGAAAAAACAGGCUGUUCGCCUGCGCCAUUUGCCCUGAAACACUCUCCAAACUCGAGGACAUGAAGAAACAUGUAUCACAACAUAAUAAGAAAAAUAUACAUAUCGCUUUCAAGAAAAUGAUGUUCUCAAAUUCACAAAGGUUCUAUAAAAGCGCUACGCAGUUGCGGUGCAAAAUUUGCACGACAGACUUGAAUAACUUCGAAGAAUUGAAUGCACAUGUUGAAAAUUGUACUAGACUUAAAUAUACUAACGGGAAAUGGAGUAACUUACCGUUCAAACUAGAAAAGGAUCAACUAGACUGUCCUGUUUGUAAGAAAACGUUUCUCAACUUUGUAAGUCUAAAUACUCAUAUGAACAUACAUUACCCGAAUUAUAUCUGUGAGAAUUGUGGAAAGGCUUUCGCUUCGAAAGCGAGGUUAAGAGGACAUAUGAGGACUCAUGAAGUUGGUGAGUUUGCUUGUAAAUAUUGUGAUGCUGUCUUCGACAGAGUCACUAAGCGAGAGAACCAUGUGUCUAAGGAACAUAAGGCCGGAGUGCGGUACGCUUGCAAGCGUUGCAACAUAUCUUUAACAUCGUUCUACGCUCGACAGAAGCAUUUAGCUGAGAUUCACAACGAAGAGCUGAAGCGAUACAAGUGUAAAGCAUGUCCGCAGAGCUAUAUUACCCCGGGACACUUGUCGAGUCAUGUCCGGAGAGAUCAUUUGAACGAACGGAACCAUAAAUGUGAUAAGUGCGACUUAGCUUUCUAUACUAAGAACGCUUUAAAAAUGCAUAUGAUUAAGCACGAUGGGGAAAGGAUCCACGUGUGUCAUAUAUGUCAGAAAUCGUAUCAAAGGAAGAAGACACUUAGAGAGCAUAUGAGGAUUCAUACGAAUGACAAGAGAUUUAUUUGUCCGGUGUGUGGAAGGGCCUUUACGCAGAAAUGCACGUUGAAGGGGCAUCUAAAGGUGCAUGAGAGAAAGGUGGAGAUAGAUGAGAAGAUUGUGCAGCCGUUGCACUCUAUUUGAACGGCUGAAAGACCCUAAUGUCCGAGGUAAAAAUAGAUAAUGUUAGUAGGGGGCGCCACUAGCACAUACAGGAAAGAAACCGCCUUGAUGCCAUUGACAUAUAUCUAAGGACGGGUCUUACGGGCACUAAGAAUGGGGCCAACACAGCGGUGUCACUCACACGAAUUCGAGCCAAUCGUGCAGUCUAACGCCACAACGCGAUUGGUUGAUGAGUUCGCAUCACGCGCGCGAUUGGUCGCAACUAGGUGCGUUAAUUGCACGAUUGGCUCGAAUUCGUGAGUGACACCGCUGAACUAGCACCAUUCUUAGUGCCCGUAAGCCCGUCCUUAGAUAUAUGUCAAUGCUUGAUGCAUCAUCUUAUAUACAUAUACUAUGUUUACGGCAUAGUAUAUAUAAGUUAUUCUAUGAUUUAAGGUUUGUGCUAGUGCUGCACUCAGGCGGUAGAACGUUGCAGUAAAACUCACUAUUGCAAGAAGCCCGCCGCCAUCUUGAGUUUUUGCAUUUUUAGUCGGAUCGUGUUGAAAAUUCAUUUGUGACAAUUCUCAUAUUAAUUUGGGAUCAAGGUCACGUUUUAUUUACACCGAGGAGUAUAUUUCCAAAAGGGCGUAUUUAUUUAUUUAAAAAUAAGCCCUUUUGAAAAGACACUCCUCAAAUGUAGUGCAUAAUUUUUCCAUCGUAUUUUCACGGAAACGUACGAACGUGUCUUGCUAUUUCAGUCAGUCUCGGUACAAAAAGUACUGAGGUUGGCUGAAGUAGCAUGACAAAUACGAACGUUUCUGAGAAAAUACGAU